GUAGCUUUAUUGCAGUUAUCAUAAUGUUUCCCUGAAGCACAGAGAUAAAAGUCAGUGGAUGGUGUCCAGAAGGAGGUUUUAUGUCCUUUUUUUUCUCUCUUUUUUUUUAAAAACAACAAUUGAAAUCAAAGAUGGGUGUCCUUUAAUGAACACAGGUGGAGAACGCAAUUAUGUGGCAACAAAAAGCUGAAUUUCAGGACUGUCAGCUGGCUGCCAUGGUCCACAUUGGAGAGCCACUGCAAUUAGCACGAAUCCGUUGUCUCCCACAAAUUGUUUUACCACGAGGAGCAGUAUUCUCCCCAUAGGGCCAAAACACAAACGGAGGAGGAGUUGGAACCGUAAGAAAAUAGCUGUGUGAGGAGGGCGGCUGAGGAAGGCGGCUUUGAGGCAGACUACAACUCCCAAGAUGCUCUGCGGCACGCCUGUCCCCUAGGGCGAGUUGCGCGCUGAGAACUACAACUCCCAGCGUGCACCGCUCCAACUGUUGCUUUCCGAUUGGCUGGCUGUCGGGAUGGCGUGGAUGGGGGGGAGGGGAAGGCGGUGCUUUUCCCGUCUCCAUGAGAACAAGAGAGUAAACAAGAUGGCGGCUGCUUGAGCUGAGGGCUGAGCUCGGGUGCGAAGCGCCGAUAACGCAGAUUUCUCUGCCUCUCUGCUCCUUUCUCACAGUUCAUGGCGGGGACCGAGGAGAAGCAAGGAGAAGAGCUGCCCGUUCCUUUUCCUUACCGCCUGCACGAAUUCUCCCAGGGGUACUCCGAGGUGCCCGGCCUGCUGCACAGCCUUCCUCACCAAGAGGAUGAAGAGGAGAAAGAGGAUGAGAUCAAGGAUUUGCAGCCCAUAGAGGAGAGUUUGGAAGGAGUGUUGGAUGAAGACACUGUGGCUGAGGGUCUCCACAAGUUGGGGCGCUCAGCGCCUGGUACUGAAUACGUUUAUCUUAAUCUGUCACUUUCAGGUCGUGAGUUGAGCAACGUUAACAUUCUCUCUAGAUACAUUCACCUACAGAAGUUGGAACUUUCAUAUAAUAAAAUUAAUGAUCUUUCUUGUGUCAGUCAGAUGCCUUAUUUACUAGAACUGAACGCUUCCAACAACAAAUUGACUACAUAUUUUGGUUUUAAGCCACCGAAAAAUCUCAAGGAAGUAGAUUUUUCACACAAUCAAAUACCUAAAAUGCAAGAUUUGUCAGCAUACCAGUCACUAACUAAACUCUUGCUGGACUUUAAUAACAUAGAGGAAAUAAGAGGACUGGAGAGGUGUCAUAGUCUGACUCACCUUAGUUUGUCACACAACAGACUCACUGCAAUCAGUGGCCUUGAGAACUUACCUAUCAGAAUACUCAAUCUGAGCUCUAACCUGCUUGAGAAGAUAACGGGCUUGGAUAGCUUGAAAACUCUAUGGAAGCUGGACCUUUCUAGCAAUAAAAUAGCUACACUAGAAGGCUUGGAGAGACAUGAUCUACUAGAGGUGAUCAAUCUAGAGGAUAACAAGAUUGCUGAGCUGAGUGAACUUGAAAGUAUUCAAGAUCUGCCUCUCCUCAGGGCUUUAAAUCUUUUGAAAAAUCCUGUGCAGGAACAAACAGAUUAUUGGCUAUUGGUGAUUUUCAUGUUGCAACAACUAACAGAACUGGAUCUCAAGAAUAUUUCAGUGGAAGAAAAGGUUGAUGCUGUGAAUCAAUAUGACCCUCCUCCAGAAGUUGUUGCUGCUAAAGAUCAUAUGACUCAGCUUAUGUAUAGCAUGCUGCAGCCCCAGAGAAUCUUUGACAGCACUUUACCUAAUCUCGAUGCUCCCUAUCCCAUGCUGGUAUUGGUUGGCCCUCUUGCCUGUGGGAAGAGAGAGCUUACUCAUAGGAUCUGCAGACAGUUCAAUAAUUUCUUCAGAUAUGGUCCCUGUCACACCACCAGGGCAGCUUACUUUGGUGAAGAAAACAGACUUGAUUAUCAUUUUGUUUCUCAAGAAGCAUUUGACAAAAUGUUGAAGGAGGGGAAGUUUAUAGCAACCUUCAAAUACAGUGGCUAUUACUAUGGACUUGGAAGAGACACUGUGGAUUCAAUUGCCAGAGAGGGUCUUGCAACAUGUAUUCAUUUAGAAUUAGAGGGUGUGCGUAGCUUGAAAACUACCUACUUUAAACCCAGAUACAUCCUGGUGGUACCAAUGAACAAAGUAAAAUAUGAGGGACAUCUGCGAAGGACAGGAUUAUUCAGCAGGCCAGAGAUAGAAGAAGCAGUAUCCAGAGUGGACAUGUACAUCAGAAUAAGUGAGGAUAUCCCAGGAUACUUUGAUGCAGUAAUCAGCACAGAUGAAUUGGAUGAGGCAUUUGCAGAGCUGAGUUUCCUGAUAAAGGCAUACCUGGGUCUGGAGCCACCUGCAGUUUCUGAUAGCAGUCAAAACAUGAAUAGCAAAGCAGGAACAGGUUCAAGGAUACAUUUCUUGCAAGAGCAAAGAUUGUCACCCGGCAGAGGAGUGACUGGCAUUACUCAGUCUUCAACUAUCAAUGAAUUCGUGGACUCUUCUGCCAAAAAUUAUUCAGGAGAGACUUUAGACAAACUUACUGCACAACUGAGCGCUGUGGAAGAAGCUUCUCUCCAAAGACGUCAUGCUGCAGCACGUCAGGCUCUAUCAGGAAAGGCUCCUAGUGCAUAUGUCCAGCUGUUUCAAAGGGACCCUGGAAUCACUCCUGCACCAGGCAGCUCCCAGCAACAAUUAUUGGAGCCAACAGCACGUAGUUCUCUGGUCUCAGAUGGAAAGAGUGUCAUCCAAGCCCACAGCUUCCCCUUGAUUAACACAGAAAGCAGCUGCAAAGGAUUUAGUCCUGCUAGCAGACUAUUUCUAAACUCAACUGGUGCACCUGCUGCUGAAGCUUUGCCCGUUCGGAGCCCUCUUCCCCCUGCUCAUCUUCCUGAAGCUGCCGAAGCUCAGCAUCAAGGUCCAAGGGGAGCUGAAAAUGGAGUGGACAGAUUGAAAGAGAUUGAACUUCAUAGUGACAAUCUUCAGAGAAAACACAGCAAAGCCAAGACUGGUUCUUCCCAUGUGCCUCAGCUCACCAACUCCAAACCUGUGCUGCCUCCAAUUCCAUCUGGGCGAAAGGGCACCAACUCUUGAUGGCCACUGCUACGAAUCUUGGUCUCAAUGACACUGAAGCUUUCUAACAGCAGUACUGAAUUUGAUAGAAUUUCUCUUUGACAAAGCAAAGUCUAUCAAAGGUUAUUUCUAAAUCCAUUUCUGAUUAACUCUCCAAAAAAGUUAUUUAUUUAUAACUUUAUUAAAAAGUAAUUUCUCUGUUUCCCAGCACUAGAAAUGAUUUCCCCAGGCAUUCUCAGCUGGGAAAUGCUGUAGAAUUUUUCCUCACGACCGCAUGCCCAUAUCUUCUGUUAAUUUAUUUAUUUCCUGCCCCUCUCAUUUUAUAGAUUUAAUUGAGGUGUGGAAGCAUAAGAGCUUCUGGUAAUAUUGCCUGUGCUGUAGGAGUAGUGAAUUAUUUUCAAGAGCAAUUUUGCAAAACAUUCAGGGUUGUUGGUAGUGAAAACUGGUUGCAAGUUGUUGGUUUUUUGUUUUUUUUUUAAUAAAAUGUGUUUUCUUAAGAGAGGAGACAUAAUUAUUUCAUUUGCACAUGUAUUUAAACAAACAAGCUCAGAAAAAUUAUUACAAUUUUUGAGAACUGGCUGAAGCAGUAAGUGAAGAUUUUGUUUUUCUAUAUGUAAAACAGAGCUCUGACAAAUAAAUAAAACUCUUGAGUCAAUGUAUGUCCUGAUUAAUUUUCAUUGCCAUCCAUUUGUAGAACAAAUAGUAUGGCCCUUUGCUUGAGCAGACUACCCAGAAGAAGACUGUUUGCUAUUUACAUUACAGAGGUCCUCAGUAGUAUUUGUGUGCAUAGAAGAAGAUACAACUCACUGCCACAAUGCAGACUCGUGUCCAUGGAACAGCUUUGCAGUAUCUCACUUCACCUGUUCAGAAUGUGGCUGAGUGGUUUUGUUGUUUAAAUAGGAUGAACUGAGCAAAGUAAGUAAUGAGUAGAUGCAGAUACCCUGAUCUUAAAUUCCAGGCAAGCUUGUAAAACAGCUCAGCCUUUUAUUAAGUAGCUCCCUUUCCACACUGCAGCUGACCAUAUCCUCGAGCUGAAGCACAGCCCUUCAGAAGCACCAGUUGUUACCACUUUGGGGCAGAACAAAAAGCAGGGCAGCUCUGCUGGGUUCAGGAGGAGUUCAAGUAGCUGAGGCUGCAGUGUGAACCUUGAUGGCUUUGACCAUGGCAUCACAGCCAGGUGAGUGCCUGACUGCCACUGCAUUGUCACAGUAUCUCCAACAG
Meleagris gallopavo (turkey) is the source of this 4293-nucleotide messenger RNA. RefSeq names its product leucine rich repeats and guanylate kinase domain containing (gene LRGUK). The record is from RefSeq and is a predicted model, not a curated record. Lineage: Eukaryota; Metazoa; Chordata; Aves; Galliformes; Phasianidae. Gene Ontology annotation, cellular component: cytosol. Gene Ontology annotation, molecular function: protein binding; GMP kinase activity.